Messenger RNA from Hirsutella rhossiliensis, 696 nucleotides. Its product is annotated as IGR protein motif domain-containing protein. Gene Ontology annotation, cellular component: mitochondrion. The coding region runs from base 1 to 696 and encodes 231 amino acids. The transcript has a single exon. NCBI's taxonomy places the organism in Eukaryota, Fungi, Ascomycota, Sordariomycetes, Hypocreales, Ophiocordycipitaceae. The record is from RefSeq and is a predicted model, not a curated record.
AUGAGAGCUCAACCGCUCCGGCCGUUGUUGCGGCUCCUGGCGCCAAGCAUCGACAUCUGCCGCGCGAACCAGGCGAGACAGCUUCACAAGACGAGACCGCCCCCGACAAUACCGCAGCCGCGGCCCUUUGUCCCCGACGUCCACACAUUCCUCACCCUUGUCGGCCGCGGGCUGAACAAGCACUCGUCCAAGUUCCCGACCUGGGAGUCGCUCUUCUCCCUCACCACCGCGGAGCUCAAGGAGAUCGGCAUCGAGCCCCCGCGCACCCGGCGCUACCUGCUGCAGUGGUUACAGCGCUAUCGCGCUGGCGCCCUCGGGCCCGGCGGCGACUUUGAGCACGUAAAGGACGGCGAGGCCCUGCUCCGCGUGGCCCUGCCGCCGGCGGAGGUCAUCAGCAACGCCCGGUGGGUCGUCAACGCCCCCCACGGCGAGGCCGAGGACGCGCAGCCGGCGCCCUCGACGCUCCCGCGACCCAGUGGAUACCUGGUGCAAGGGACCAGGUCGAUUGUCGGGCCCUUUGCGCGGCAGCUGCCGGGCCAUGGCGGGGCCGUGGUCAAGGUGACGGAGGGCAUGUGGGAACAGCGACGGGGGCGCAAGAUUGACGGUGGCGAGCGGCGGCGGGCAGAGAUUCGGUUCAAGAGGCGUUCUGCAGAGCGCAGGGCAGAGCGCGAGGCGGAGACGAUGGGCAGGGUGUAA